Messenger RNA from Aspergillus niger, 1341 nucleotides. RefSeq lists its product as uncharacterized. Gene Ontology annotation, molecular function: oxidoreductase activity, acting on the CH-CH group of donors; flavin adenine dinucleotide binding. The transcript has 3 exons. NCBI's taxonomy places the organism in Eukaryota, Fungi, Ascomycota, Eurotiomycetes, Eurotiales, Aspergillaceae. The record is from RefSeq and is a predicted model, not a curated record. Bases 1 to 1341 code for a protein of 446 amino acids.
AUGUCAGCCUCCACCCGCAUCCCCGUCAUCGCUCAACCCUUCGUCAGCGACCGGGCCAAGCGUACCCUUGACCAAGUCGAACAAUUCGUCGAAAAAGAAUGUAUCCCCUCUGAAGCCAUCUUCCGCGCCCAACUGGGCACCGGCUCCCAACGCUGGUCGACCUACCCAGCCAUCAUGGAGACCUUGAAACAGAAGGCGCGCGAACAAGGUCUCUGGAACAUGUUCCUGCCCAAGAACCACUUCGCGCAGGGAGCCGGGUUCAGCAACCUCGAGUACGGACUGAUGGCAGAGUACCUGGGCAAGAGCACGAUUGCAUCAGAGGCGACGAACAACGCCGCCCCGGACACAGGCAACAUGGAAGUCCUGGCGAAGUACGGCAACGAGCAGCAGAAAAAGCAGUGGUUGGAGCCACUGCUUGAGGGCAAGAUCCGGUCUGCCUUCCUCAUGACGGAGCCGGAGGUCGCGAGCAGUGAUGCUACUAAUAUUCAGUUGGAUAUUAAGAGGGAGGGCGAUGAGUGGGUUUUGAAUGGAUCUAAAUGGUGGUCCUCCGGCGCUGGAGACCCCCGCUGCGCCAUCUACCUGGUAAUGGGCAAGACAGACCCCACGAACCCAGACCCCUACAAGCAACAAUCCGUGAUCCUCGUCCCAGCACACAACACCCCCGGCAUCACCGUCCACCGCAUGCUUACCGUCUACGGGUACGACGACGCGCCGCACGGCCACGGCCACAUCACAUUCAAGAACGUGCGCGUGCCCGUCUCCAACAUCGUCCUCGGCGAAGGCCGCGGCUUCGAAAUCAUCCAAGGCCGACUCGGCCCCGGCCGCAUCCACCACGCCAUGCGCACCAUCGGAGCGGCCGAAAAGGCCCUCGAAUGGAUGAUUGCGCGCAUCAACGACGAACGCAAGAAGCCCUUCGGACAGAGCCUCUCCUCGCACGGCGUGAUUCUGGAGUGGGUAGCCAAGUCACGGAUUGAGAUUGAUGCUGCGCGGUUGAUUGUGUUGAACGCGGCGAUUAAGAUCGAUCAAGGGGAUGCGAAGAGUGCGUUGAAGGAGAUUGCGCAGGCGAAGGUCAUGGUGCCGAGUAUGGCGUGCGGGGUUAUUGAUCGUGCGGUGCAGGCGUAUGGCGCUAUGGGCGUGUGUCAGGAUACGCCGUUGGCGUAUAUGUGGGCUUGGGUGCGGACGUUGAGGAUUGCGGAUGGGCCCGAUGAGGUGCAUUUGUUGCAGAUGGGCAGGAGGGAGAAUAAGAGUCGGAAGGAGGAGGUGAGGAGGAAGUUGAAGUGGCAGGCGGAGGAGACGGAGAAGUUGUUGGGUGUUACUGCUGGUGGAAGGAGUCGGUUGUAA